Pocillopora meandrina is the source of this 5158-nucleotide messenger RNA. Lineage: Eukaryota; Metazoa; Cnidaria; Anthozoa; Scleractinia; Pocilloporidae. The record is from the annotation of a GenBank genome assembly.
UCUCAACUUUCACUGGUGAUUUUCCAUUCGAUUUGUCACAUUAAAAUUAUUCGCUACAACAAUGUUUCUUCGACAAGCAUACGGCCGACUAUCCAAUGCAUUAUCUCCCAACGUCACAGGUAAAGACACUUUUUAAUUCUAGUAUAAAAUUAUGCAUGCGAAAGUUUGUUGUGAUCUGGAAAGGAUUCGUCACAAAAGCUUCCACAAGUACCAGCUAUGUUUGUAUUUUUUCUUGAAGGAUUGAACUAUCUUAAGACUUUUUGAAGCCUAGCAUUUAAAUUCCAAGACUUAGGGGGGUAAUUGUGGGUGUAUUAUGUAAAAUUUUACAUCUUUUUUUGAAUUCGAAAAUGGUUUGGCUUUUGUUUUGCCAAUUUCCCAAAAUGUUCAAGCGUUACUUUCGCAAUCGUGCGCGUGAUCUUCCAUAUUCCCUGAUUUAAUUAUCAUCACUUGAAUUAUCCUAUUGUUCUACCAGUAAAGUAGUUUUCUUCUGUUUCGAUCGACCGUUAUCUAAAACUACUCAGAGCACGUCUGUUCUGCUUUGUCGGUGUAACAUUCCAGGGUAACUCUCAAGGGAUUUUUUACUAGUAAUAUUUUUGCCAGAUACAGGAUAGCAUGUAAAUAAAACACGUGGUUACUGAAUUUGACACCUGAUCACGUCUUACACCAUAAAUAAAUUUUUAACCUCUCAGGAAGAGAAAAACUUCAAUAAUUGCAUGACUCAAUGAUUCCAGUCCUAGUAUAAUUGAUAUAUCUCUCAACUUCAGAUAACAGACAGGAAAUCUUUCCCCCUCCUGCCACUCCCAUAGAAAACCGUCUGUCAGUUGUUGAUGGCAACAUGAUUUUGUAUGAAGAAUUCUUCACUCAAAGCUGUGUACAUCCAAACAAAAGAAAUCUUGGUUUUGAAAUAAAUUUUCCAGAACAAUGAUUAAAAUUUUUGUCUAGCUUUAAUGUAGAAUCUACUCCACAAGUUCUUUUGUCUUCCUUUAAACUAGAAUUUUUCAUAACUUUCAGUUUACCAGCAUAUCCUUACAACAUUACUCUGUAUUAAAGAAGAUAAUCCCAUGAAAUGUGGUUAGCUUAGUGAAGCUCAUGAUUAUGGAGUCUAGGAUAACUAUAAACCCAUAUCAAACUUGACCAUAAACAUAGGGUCUAAUGAAAAUGGUAAGUUUGAGUAAAAUUCAAUUCGUCAAAAGUUUUUUUCUGCUUCUGCCAAGCAUCUAGAUAUUAUUACUAUGGAUAAACAUACUAGUGGCAGAGGAAGAACUGCAUUUGAAUUCAAUGGCCAUGAUGAUGUCUAACUUCUCUCUAGUCAUCUAUUAUUCAUUCUUUAAAAAAAAAAAAAACAGAAGGGAAAAAACCAAACAAAUGGAAAAAUUCAGUAUUAGAGAAGAUUGGUUGGAAGAGGGAUUCCCUCCUCCAUUUUCUUGAUAUCAUGUUUGUCUUCUGUGUUUUGUGUUAACCAAGUACUAAUUUUGUGUUUCCCUCGGUCAAACAUGAACUUUAGACGCUUUUAAUAUUAAGUUAUUAAGAUGGGUGAAUUUUUAUGUUUCAACUAAUGAAGGAUUGUCAAAAACUAUUUUACAGAAAAACUUGUUGCCCGGUUUAGUUCAUCAACUUCAGCCUCCAAACCCAAGGUAAUAAAUAGUAAGAGUAACAAUUCUGUAACUCCUUGAAGUAAUUAACAUGUAACUUCUCCCUAAAAAUAUCCGCAUGUUAUUCAGCAAACAGGUAUUGAGAAAACUUGAACUUAUCAGCUAAUAGUUGUUAUCAUGACAUGACACCAAAUUCUCGUAACUGAUUUACAAGGAAUGUGUAGCAACUAGAGUUGAGAAUUAACAAUCAGGUCUUGGUAGUCAAAGGGUUAACAUUAACAACCAAAGAGUUUAUGGAGUAGUGCUCAAUAUGACACCUGUUACAAAAGUGUGAAGGAAACACAAAUAUUUAAACAUUGGUUUGCUUUUUGUUUUUAGAAAACAACCCAGUUGAGAAAGAUGUUGGAAUCACCAGAACUAGAAUUCAUCAUGGAAGCACAUAAUGGAUUGAGUGCUAAAAUUGUACAAGAGGCUGGUAGGUUGGUAAUACUUAAUAUGAUCACCCACAGUUGUCCCUAGGCACUGGCUACUGGCAAUAUUCACCAAUUGAAAAAUGGGCAAAUUGGUGGCUAGACUUUUGGGUAGUGAUUGCUAUGUGAAGCACUUGAAAUUUCAGCCAGUAGCCUAAUUUCUUAGCUACAACCCUGAUAAUUUGAUCAAAAAAUUAGAUAUAUAAUUAGCAUGGCUCUACAUGGCAAGCCUAUGUAGUCACUUAGGAUGAUUAUUUUAAGGAAAUAAAUUCACAAGGGAAUGAAUCCUUUCACUUCCCUGACCAAUUAAUCAUUUCUCCUCUAUGUUAUAACCUCAGUCAGGUAUUUCAAUAAGAGCUGGUAAUGGGCAAUGUCCUCCAUCAAUAUCAAGCAAAAUUGCCGCUUAUUUUCUCUAAAAUUAAUAACAUUAGAAUAAAGAUUGAACUUCUAUUAGCACUGUCAGUGGCUUUAAUAUCUUUGGUUUGGUUUUUUUUCACCACAAUAAUCCUUGUCUUAUUUCUAAGGAAAUGACACUACAGUGAUACCAUUUUGCAGGUUUUAAAGGUGUCUGGGGUAGUGGUUUGUCAAUCUCUGCCCAGCUGGGAGUACGCGAUAGUAACGAAGCAUCUUGGACUCAAGUCAUGGAAGUGAUGGAAUUCAUGAGUGAUGCCACAGACAUCCCAAUAUUACUAGAUGCUGAUACUGGUUAUGGUAACUUCAAUAAUGCUCGACGUUUGGUGAAUAAACUUGAACAGAGAGGUAUUGCUGGAGCAUGUAUUGAGGACAAGCUUUUCCCCAAGACGAACUCUUUAUUAGAUGGCAGAGCACAGCCACUGGCUGAUAUUGAUGAGUUCUGUGCAAAGAUCAAAGCUUGCAAAGGUAAUAUUUUCUGGUGACAACUUGAGUAACCCCUUACUCCCUAACAUCAAUAAACUGCUAAAUUUUUUUCAUUGGAUCUUUUAUUAGAUACACAGACAGACCCAGAUUUUAGUAUUGUUGCAAGAGUUGAAGCUUUUAUUGCUGGGUGGGGCCUUGAUGAAGCUCUCAGAAGAUCAGAAGCCUACCGCAAUGCUGGGGCUGAUGCCAUCUUGAUGCACAGCAAGAAAUCUGAUCCUUCAGACAUUGAGGCUUUCAUGAAAGCUUGGAAAAACCAGGUGCAUCAAUGACUGUUGACAAAAGUUUAAUAUUUAAAGGAAACUUUAUUUCAAGCUGAAUAACUACCCAAUCUCACAUCUACCCCUGUACCAAAAUGUUUUCAAGUGAUCUAGUAAAGUAACACAUACCAGGGCGGUUGAAAGAUACCCAUGACCCUUCUUUAUGAGAUAAUUGUUCUCAAUCCACAAAAUACAAACUUCAUAAUUCUGGGGAUGGAGGCUCAUGAAUCGCAAGAAUCUGUGUGCCUGGCAGAAAUCUUUUCCAUUACCUAAUACUCCAUUUAAUGGUCCUUCUCAUCAUGUGGAUGUAAGCCCUCUAACACAGAUGGUAGAACAAAGCUGUCAGCUACCUCACCAAGGGUGCGCAGAUAUUCAUAACUAUGACCUUCCCCCUAUUUUUGUUUGAAAAGUCGUAGCUAUGCUUGUUGAUAUUAAGAAGAAGCAAUUUCUAAUUGGGGUUUCAUGUAGUUCCAAGGGUUGCUCUUUGAAUAAACCUCAGUGAUAACUCAAAUUUUUUAAAGAUCAGUUAUAACCAAGUUAUCUCACGAUCUUUAUUAACAGGGUCCAGUAGUAAUUGUACCAACCAAGUAUUACACUGUGCCAACAGACCAGUUCAGAGACUGGGGUGUGUCUCUUGUGAUCUGGGCCAAUCACAAUUUGAGGGCAUCAAUAACAGCAAUGCAGAACACCACACAGCAAAUCUACAAAGACCAGUCACUUGUUAAUGUUGAAAAGAAGGUGAGGUGUUAACCAACCCUUUACACCCCAACAUCUGUAUGCAAAUUCUCCAUACUGUUUUCUAUACAUUUCCCAAGGUUUUAACAAAGAGAAUUUGUUAAACAGUCAAGAGCUUCCUUAGUUGGCAAUCAUUUCCUUGAUUUCAUGACCUAAAUGCAUGAUUCAGGGGUGAUAUUGUAAAGAGAUAUCAGAUGCUUGCCACUCUGAGGGGUUAAGACAGGUGUUUGGAAAGUGAAAAAUGGUGAGCUAGUCAGGGAGGGGAGAUUGAGUGGACAAUAAUUAAGAGUGGGGUUACAUGAGGUGACUUGGAGUUUCUUAUCCCUUUAACCCUUUAACUCCCAUGAGUGACCAAGACAGAAUUUCUCCUUACAAUAUCAAUACAAUAUCACGCAGACAGGUGAUGAGAAUAAAAAAAUAUAUAUAUUAAGUCGGGGAUUAUUAGUUUAUCCAAUAUCAAAUUCUCCAAACUAACAUUGCAAGAACUAUAUAGCAGAUAGUAAGGAGAAUUACUGAUGAGAUCUUGGGAGUUGAAGGGUUAACUCCCAUGAGUGACCAAGAGAGAUUUCUCUUAAUAAUAAUAUAUUAAUACAAUAUCAAGCAGACAGUUGAUGAGAAUAAAGAAAAAUAUAAAUCAGGGGAUUAUUAGUUGAUCCAAUACAAAAUUUUUUGAAUCAACACCAUAAAAAUUGUAUGGCAGACAGAAAGGAGAAUUACUGAGGAGAUCUUGGAGAACACAACACAAUGACCUUUAAACUAUCGAGCCAGUUGAAGGAAUUUCUGGUUACAAAUCUUAAAUUUUAGUGAUUGGUAAAUAAUCUUUUUUCAAUACAGAUUGCUGCAGUAAAGGAGGUUUUCCGUCUUCAAAAGGAUGAUGAAUUGAAGGAGGCUGAGAAGAAAUAUCUGCCUGAGAAAUAAUAGAAAAAUAAAUCCUGGAGUGAGAAACAGAUUGUAGCUAGUAUGGUCCAUGAUUUUCAAAUUGCACAACCAGAUAUGUCAAAAUUCUACUUCAUCACUUUUCUCAAGGGGCUUCCUGAGAGUUUCCAGCCCCCACCCCCUCCCCCUCACCCUGGAGAGGUGUGAAAGAAGGCUGGUAGGCUAAAUAGCCAGCUGCCUUCAUUUUUAGUCUGCUCUCCAGGCAUUGUUUAGCUUUGGCUCAAAACAUGUUCUUGAUGGGGUAUGGGGUCAUGCAACCAGACAAUGGUAU